This is a messenger RNA of Hansenula anomala, 1299 nucleotides long. RefSeq lists its product as uncharacterized. Gene Ontology annotation, biological process: transmembrane transport. The record is from RefSeq and is a predicted model, not a curated record. Gene Ontology annotation, cellular component: membrane. The annotation marks the transcript as partial. The transcript has a single exon. Lineage: Eukaryota; Fungi; Ascomycota; Saccharomycetes; Phaffomycetales; Wickerhamomycetaceae. Gene Ontology annotation, molecular function: transmembrane transporter activity.
CCAAUAACAACAUGGAAGGGAAGAAUCUGGGAUUCUUGGGAUAAACCAAAAGAAGAACGUUGGUUUUUAUUCAAAUUAGACUUUCUGUUAAUGUUUAUUGCAGGUUCUGGUGUUUUCUUAAGAUAUUUAGAUCAAGCAAAUAUCAAUAAUGCUUUUGUUUCAGGUAUGAAGGAAGAAUUGGAACUAUAUGGGAAUGAAUUAAACUAUGCAAACACUUGUUGGUCAAUUGGUUAUGCAAUCUCACAAAUUCCAUCAAAUUUAUUGUUAAGUAAAUUGAAACAUCCACAUUACUACAUUGCAUUCUUGGAAAUUUCAUGGUCUGUUUUAACUUUUUGUUCAGCUUCAUUCAAUGGUGCAAAAUCAAUGUAUGCCAUUAGGUUUUUCAUUGGUGUUUUCGAAGCUGGUCAUUUUCCUGCUGUGAUGUAUAUUGCUAGUUCAUGGUAUACCAAAUCUGAAUUGUCUAAACGAAUGUCUAUUAUUCAAUUCAACACAUCCACUGGACCUUUAAUUAGUGCUUUUUUGCAAACAGCGGCAUAUAAUGGUUUGAAUGGUACUCAUGGUCGUUCUGGAUGGAGAUGGUUAUUUAUUGUGGAUGGUAUUAUUUCGUUACCUUUAGCUUUGUUAGUUUUGUUCUUGUUACCUGAUAUUCCAAGAACUCAAAAUGCUGGAUGGAUCUUUACUGAAAAAGAGUUGGAGUUGGCAAAGAAGAGAGUACCACAAGAAGCUAAAGUUUAUGCAACUUUCAAGAAGAGAGAUAUCAAGAGUUGGUUAGGUACUUGGCAAUUAUAUUUCUUCAGUGUCGCUUUUGUGUUAGAAAGUUUAGCUGGGUUGCCAUCAAGUUCAUUACCCUUUUGGUUCAAGUCAUAUAAUACCAAGACUCAUACAGAAUUCUCUGUUGGUCAAAUUAAUAACUACUCAGCUCCAUUAUAUGGUAUCAGAAUUAUUGCUACAGUGAUAUUGGGAUAUAUCAGUGAUGGUGUCUUGAAGGGUAGAAGAUGGAUAGUUAUUGCAUUUAAUGGGGUUAUAAUGUUUAUUAUUGCCGUUGCAUUAGCUUCUAUUCCAGUUCAUCCAACUAACAGAGAAGGCCGUUGGGCCUUAUACUACCUUGUUGGUUUAUAUGCGAAUGGUGCACAAGCCUGGACCUGGGUGAAUGAAUCUACAUUAGGUGAACCUUCCAAAAGAGCUUUUGUUGGUGCAGUUAUGAAUGCAAUGUCUUAUGCGUUUACUUCUUUUGUCCCAAUUUUUGCAUUCCCAACACAGGACCAACCAUUUGUUACAAAAGGUAAUAUCAUGUGUGCU